AAAAUAAAAGUGAUAAUUCGUAUAUUUAAAUUUAAUUGAACCUCGAUAUAAAAAAAAAAAAAAGACUCUUCUGGACUCUCAUAAUCCUUCAUCUUCCCCAUACACAAACACAGCUAAAAAAAAAGAAGCCAAAACAGAGGGUUCAUAGCUCUCCACUGAGUGUAUAUGUGUGAGAGAAGUAAUGGGAUUUACAGCAAUGGGAUUCUUCUUCAUUUUAUUUCCAGAAGAUGAAUCCACCAUUAUCACCAAAAACAAGCAAAAAACCAAUCUUUCUUCAUUAAAAUCCAUUAAACACUCAAAUUCAACUCAUCUUUUCCCUAAAGCACAAUUUAUAAUCUCAAUUUGUGUUCUUCUCAUCUUCAUCACUUUUCUGCUCUUCACAAUCUCUACUUGUGAACCAUCUCCAAGAACACAACUUUCUAAAUCAAAAUUCCCACCAUUUCAACAACAUGCAUUGCAAGGAAUGGGUACUCUGUACAGAAAAGGAACAAGGUCCAUGAGUGAUUUAAUUGUCGCUCAUGUAAUUGAAUCUGUCACUCUACAAGAACUGAAAUUGUUCACUAAACUCAUUUACAGGUCCAAAAUCAGUUCAAAAUCCGACAUUUUGUUCAUAUUUCCGAUAAAGUCCAUUCCUUUUGAAAACACCAUUGUUGAAGAAAACACCUCGUUCUUGAAACUCAUCCAUGGCUACAAGGACAAUUCUUCCAAUAUCGACCCGACCCAUUUCUUGAUUUCAAGUAAUAAAGCGAAUAGAAGUGAAGAACCCAUCUGGGGUCGCAAAAAACAGAGCAAUUUCAGAGAAGAAGACGACAACAAAACUGAGUCAACUCGGUUUAGUUAUGGCUCGGUUGUUGGGUUUUACGCCGAUGAACUUGACCCGGAAAAUUCAUUAUCCGGGUUUAUGGAUCAUGUUUCAAUGAAUUUAAGAAGAUGGGCUUGUUAUCCAAUGCUAUUUGGUCGAAUCAGACGAAAUUUCAAGCAUAUAAUGUUAGUAGAUGUGAAGGAAAUGUUAGUACUCGGUGACUCACCGAGUCGAGUAAAGAAUCUGAGUCAUGACUCAGUUCUCGUUUUUCGAAGAAAAAACUUCCAAAAAAAUCACAAAAAACAAGCAAACCCAGAAAUUAUCAUAGGUGGACUAAGAGGAAUUAGAAGAUUAUCAAAUGCAAUGUUAAUCGAAAUCGUUCGAGAAUCGAUGCAGCACAAGAAGAAGAACUCGGUUACUGAGUCAACUCUGUUCAAUCAACUCGUUGGAAAUGAGUUUAUAAUGAAGAAUGUGGAAUUAAUUUCGGGCGAGUCAAUUGUUGAACUGAGUUCACUCACUGAGCUGGAUAAAAAAACAGUUUCUUUAUUAAUAUCAAAAUUUUCAAUAAUUAGGCGUGGAAAUAGUAAUGUGGAUAUUAUUUCUGUUUUUAAGAAGUAUUUGUGUUCAUUCCCUUUGGAUUCAACAGUUUAUAGUGAUUGUUAAUUAGUGUCUAAAUUAAUUAGGAAAAAAGGGUUAAUUAUAGGAUUAUGUUUAAUUCUAUGUUUAGACA
Molecule: messenger RNA, 1532 nt
Organism: Solanum dulcamara
Lineage: Eukaryota; Viridiplantae; Streptophyta; Magnoliopsida; Solanales; Solanaceae
Exons: 1
Coding region: 182-1465 (427 amino acids)
Source: RefSeq, a predicted model, not a curated record